This is a messenger RNA of Hemiscyllium ocellatum (epaulette shark), 1853 nucleotides long. RefSeq names its product hyccin 2-like. Gene Ontology annotation, cellular component: plasma membrane. Lineage: Eukaryota; Metazoa; Chordata; Chondrichthyes; Orectolobiformes; Hemiscylliidae. The record is from RefSeq and is a predicted model, not a curated record. The transcript has 11 exons. Bases 213 to 1736 code for a protein of 507 amino acids. Gene Ontology annotation, biological process: phosphatidylinositol phosphate biosynthetic process; protein localization to plasma membrane.
GGAUGUUAUUGAAGGAGGGGAAUGAAGCCAGGAUCCCGGAGCCGGGCCUGAGGAGUCAGGGUGUCCCCCCGCACAGCGGAGAACACACACACACACUGCCGGCAGCACAGGUAGAUUCCGGGGGACGGGCCGAGGGAAGGCGUGGGCUAAGAGGCUUCGGAAAGAAGGUUCGGGCCUAGAGCUGGAGGUGAAUAAGAGAGAACAGUAAGAAAAUGCUAAACUCUGACAUAGAAGUGGUGGAGGAUUGGCUCUCCCAGUUCAAGACAUUGCCUGAAUCUCAGAUAUCCUCUUAUGCAGCAACCCUUCAGCAGAAGACUGAUAUUGUGCCGGCUCUCUACAAGGUCAUCCAGGAUCCUAACAAUGAGUUACUGGAGCCUGUCUGUCACCAGCUGUUUGAGUUGUACCGAAGCUCAGAGGUGAGGUUGAAGAGAUUCACGCUGCAGUUUCUGCCUGAAUUGAUCUGGGGAUAUCUGUGCAUCACGGCAAGCAGAGAGAGACAGACCAAUGGCUGCAUUGAAGCUCUGCUUCUGGGGAUCUACAAUCUGGAGAUAGUCGAUAGAGAUGGAAACAACAGAGUGUUGUCGUUCACAAUCCCAUCACUGUCCAAGCCAUCAGUUUAUCAUGAGCCAUCGAGUAUUGGUUCCAUGGCCCUGACAGAAGGCGCACUGAGCCAGCACGAUCUAAUCCGGGUGGUGUACAGUGACCUACACCCUCAGCGGGAGAACUUCACAGCUCAGAACAGGUUUGAAGUGCUGAGUUUCCUCAUGUUGUGCUACAACUCUGCAGUUGUCUCCAUGCCCAACUCCUCCUACCGCUCCCUGUGUAAUGUGUGCUCGAGAUUAUGUAUUACUGGGUUCCCACGACAACGGCAGAAGGUGUGGAGUGAGACAUGUGGCCGGGUCAUGCUGGACCCAGAGUUUAUGGUGCAGCUGUUGACAGGCGUCUAUCAUACAAUCUACAAUGGAGAGUGGGAACUGGGCCAAGAAGCACUAGAGGACCUCCUAUAUCGUGCACAGUUAGAGCUGUAUUCUCAGCCACUGCUGGUUGCUAAUGCGAUGAAGAGCUCAUUGCCCUUUGAUGCUCCUGACGUUUCCAAGGUGGGUAGGAAGUGUCUGCAGGUGGAGGUGACACCAACAGUACCCAGGAUAUCUCGCACUGCCAUCACCACAGCCUCUAUACGAAGGCAUCGCUGGAAGAGAGAGGAUCGACACGGUGUCGCGGGGGGAGAGGACCCCAUGCAGCUGACUGACGCCGAUGAGGGAUUCUCAUCGGGGGCCUCUAGCACCAGCCAGCCCAGCGGCUCCAAGAGCAGCAGCCUGAAGAAAGGCGUUCGGGAUCCGGCGCUGCUGCUGCCGCCGCCACCAAGGGCUGAGGGAGCUGCCGAGUGUGGCCGGGAACCCGGCAGCAGGAAGCUGUGCCCAACUCGCUCCGCCGCCGACACCAUGGAGCUCAGCCUGGCCAAGAGACACCUGCCGCCGGCUGCUACUGCCGCUGGGCGAGUGCGGACCGCCAGCACCUCCUCCGCCAGGUCCUUCGAGCGGGCGAACGGCAGCCAGGCGCUGGACGGCAGCUCCAACCUGGUGCACGGUAACUCCAACCGCUUCUCCACCAUCAGCCUGCAGGAGGAGAGGCUGGGCCGGCCCGCCGACGCCAAAGAGCUGCUCUCCCCGGGUGCUCCCCUCACCAAACAGUCCCGGUCGCCCAGCUUCAACAUGCAGCUCAUUUCCCAGGUGUAGGAGGCUGCUGACCUGCCUCCUCCCUUCCCUCCUUCUUUCCUUCCUUCCCUCCCCUCCCUCCCUCCUUCCUUCCCUCCCCUCCCCUCCCUCCCUCCUUCCUUCCCUCCCCUCCCCUCC